Molecule: messenger RNA, 462 nt
Organism: Nicotiana tabacum (common tobacco)
Lineage: Eukaryota; Viridiplantae; Streptophyta; Magnoliopsida; Solanales; Solanaceae
Source: RefSeq, a predicted model, not a curated record
GUCUUCCCUGUUGAUUCAUGGCGUUCUAGAGUUGAAGAAGAAGGAAUAACUUUCUUGGUGGACUUAAACAAAAGAACAUGUGAUUGUUUUCAAUUUCAACUUGAUGAAUUACCAUGCAUACAUGCCAUUGCAACUAUCGAGAAGAGAAACAUCAAGAAGUCCGACUUUUGUUCGCACUGGUACUUAAAGGAAUCUUGGCUGAAAACAUAUGAAAGACAAAUACAUCAUGUAGGACAUACUGAUUCAUGGAUUGUACCAGAGAGUGUUAAGUCACAAAUUGUUAAACCUCCAGAUUUCAAAGUGCCACCAGGUAGAAGGCAAAAGAAAAGGCAUAUUCCUGCUACCGAGCCAUCAAAAAUAACAUUCAAAUGUGGUCGUUGCAGAAGAAUUGGUCAUAACAGAACAACUUGUAUAUAUUCUCUGGCACUCCAUCCAUUUUCAAGAAAGCAUAGAGAAGAGUAG